Thrips palmi is the source of this 821-nucleotide messenger RNA. RefSeq names its product histidine-rich glycoprotein-like. Bases 43 to 444 code for a protein of 133 amino acids. The transcript has 4 exons. The record is from RefSeq and is a predicted model, not a curated record. NCBI's taxonomy places the organism in Eukaryota, Metazoa, Arthropoda, Insecta, Thysanoptera, Thripidae.
GAAACGUGUCGCGAUUUGCGCCCGUGAGCGGACGUGCCUAAGAUGGACUACCUCAGGAUCGGCAUGUGGUCCGUGCUACUGGUGGUGGUAGUCAGCGUCCACGCAGCACCCAGCAGUCACCAUCACACGCACACCAUCAUCCACGUCCCGACCCGCGUGCACACGGUCCACCACCACCACGUCAAGAAGGUCAAGGUCCCGGUGUACGUGCACCACAAGCACAAGCACACGCACCACCACCACGAGAAGCCCAAGGUGACGAACCACUACCACGCGCACCACCACGUCGAGGAGGAGCCCGAGGAGGAGUACGAGGAGGACGCGCACUCGUGGCACUCCCGCCAGGACGGCGCGGACGACGUCGGCGUCGACGAGCACUACGACGAGCACCUCGACGAGGGCGAGGUCGACCUGGACGACCACGACGGUUACCACCACUACUAGGCGCGUGCGCUGCACCGCGUGUCGGCCGGGCGUCACGGUCGCGGCGCCACCAGAAAUCCCACCAAAGAUGUAAAGAGUCGAACGACGACGCCGUUCCGCAGUCCAUGUUCGCGCCAAGCUCGUCGGAUCCAGGAUGACCGCGAGCUGCCACCACCCACAGCAGCGUCUAUAUUAGAUGCUUUUCAAUUUGUUGUAUAUUUUUUAAGAUUUUAUUUGUUAAAAAAAAGAAAAGACGUAAAUUUUGACAUUUACAUCAAUCACAAGUUUUUGAACAGUCAGUCAGUAUGAAUGUGUCUCGUGUGCCUGAAGUGCGUAUGUAAAUAUUUCUUUAUUUUUUCAUAAAAGUGAGUGCGUUUGAUUGUUGUCUGUUAUAUGAA